GCGUGCGCGCAGCUUCCGCCCCACUCCGACUUGAACCGGAAGUGGAAGUGAGCGAACAAUCAAAACAAACGGCUCCGGCUUCUCCACGGAUCCUCACCGGUGUCCCCCAGCAUCUCCAUCAUGGACGCUGUGACCACGCCACUGCGGUGCUUCGGCGAGGGCCACGCCGCGGAGAUGUUCGCGGACGACGGGGUGGAGACCGUGACUUCCGUGGAGCAGAAAAAAGUGGAAAGCAGCAUUGAAGAAGUCAUCAGUGUUUUCAAGCAGAUACACAGCCUGCCACAACCAACGUUGUUGCGGGAACAGCACUACCAGUAUCUCAAGAAGGGCUUACGUCAUUUAUCGGAUGCUUACGAGUGUCUGGAUGCCAGCAGACCGUGGCUUUGCUUCUGGAUUCUUCACAGUCUGGAGUUGCUCGAGGAGCCAAUUCCCUCUGCUGUCGCCUCCGACGUGUGUCAGUUCCUGGCUCGGUGUCAGACGCCCACGGGCGGUUUCGCCGGGGGACCAGGGCAGCACGCCCACCUCGCCCCCACCUACGCUGCCGUCAACGCCCUCUGCAUCAUCGGCACAGAAGAGUCCUAUAGUGUUAUAGACAGGGAGAAGCUGCUAGAUUUCCUCUGGUCAGUGAAGCAGCCAGAUGGCUCGUUUGUGAUGCACGUUGGAGGCGAGGUGGAUAUCAGGAGCGCGUACUGUGCAGCUUCUGUGGCGUCGCUCACAAACAUCCUCACACCGAAUCUGUUCGAGGACACGACCACCUGGAUCCUCAGGUGUCAGAACUGGGAGGGGGGUCUAAGCGGAGUUCCAGGUCUGGAGGCCCAUGGCGGCUACUCGUUCUGUGGCACGGCCGCCCUCGUCAUCCUGGGCAAAGAACACAUGCUGGAUCUCAAAGCCUUGCUGCGGUGGGUGGUCAGCAGGCAGAUGCGGUUCGAGGGAGGGUUCCAGGGACGCUGUAAUAAACUUGUGGACGGCUGCUACUCUUUCUGGCAGGCGGGACUCCUCCCUCUUCUCCACAGAGCCUUAUUCAAAGAAGGAGAGUCGGAGCUGAGUCGGCAGCGGUGGAUGUUUGAGCAGCAGGCCUUGCAGGAGUACAUCCUCCUCUGCUGUCAGAACCCAACAGGGGGCCUUCUGGAUAAGCCUGGCAAAUCCAGAGAUUUCUACCACACGUGUUACUGCCUGAGCGGCCUCUCCGUAGCUCAGCACUUUGGAAACAUGGACCUCCAUCGUGAGAUGAUCGUCGGCAGGGAGGAGAACAGACUGGCUCCGACUCAUCCCAUUUACAAUAUCUGUCCUGACAAAGUGGCUCGGGCUCUGCAGCACUUUCACCGGCUUCCUGUCCCCGAGGACAACAGGCGGCCCGGAGCCGCCGACGGGCCGUCAGACCCCGCCUCCGCAUCAGCUGACCCUCAGUCCUAGCUCGUCCCCUGUGGAGACGUCACUGCACGUGAACCAGGUAAAAAGGACUCGAACCAGCAAGCGACGCACUCAGGUCUGAGGGUGGACGAGCCCGGGACCCGGCAGGAUAACGGACCUUCGGCGAACACCGGAGCCGGAGUUUAGGAGGUGUUCCGAGCCGAAGCUCCACAGUUGUGUGGGCGGCUUCGCAUACAGCUGAUUUGUUUUUGCUUGCUCUUUUCAUUCUCUGAAAUAAAAAGUGAAACUUGUUCGGUUUCAUUGUGACAAGACGUUAAUAAAACUUUCUAUAGCACUUCUCA
Hippoglossus stenolepis (Pacific halibut) is the source of this 1712-nucleotide messenger RNA. RefSeq names its product farnesyltransferase, CAAX box, beta (gene fntb). Gene Ontology annotation, biological process: protein farnesylation. Lineage: Eukaryota; Metazoa; Chordata; Actinopteri; Pleuronectiformes; Pleuronectidae. The coding region runs from base 121 to 1413 and encodes 430 amino acids. Gene Ontology annotation, cellular component: protein farnesyltransferase complex. The transcript has 12 exons. The record is from RefSeq and is a predicted model, not a curated record. Gene Ontology annotation, molecular function: protein farnesyltransferase activity.